Bombus huntii is the source of this 3242-nucleotide messenger RNA. RefSeq names its product monocyte to macrophage differentiation factor 2. Lineage: Eukaryota; Metazoa; Arthropoda; Insecta; Hymenoptera; Apidae. Gene Ontology annotation, cellular component: membrane. The coding region runs from base 767 to 1510 and encodes 247 amino acids. The transcript is spliced from 6 exons. The record is from RefSeq and is a predicted model, not a curated record. Gene Ontology annotation, molecular function: pore-forming activity.
UCCUAUCGCCUUCAUUGGCCUUCAUAUUGGUUAGUUGCAGUGGUUAAAGAACGUUUGGUUCAGUAUUCAGUAGUGCUGCGACAACGAUAGCGGUAGUGUUAAUGAUGAAUGAAUAAAUCAUUUAAUAUAAGAGACAUAUUAGUUCUGUCAAUAUUUAAUAUUUUAUGUGUAUAAUUUGAAAAUAUGAAGCAUGAGGUAAAAAAGAAAUAAGUAUCGCGUAAAUUAAUAAUUUACAUUAAUCAUCAAACUGAUUUGUUGCAUUGAGGUUUUAUUUACUUAAAUGUGCUGAAUUCCUGGGAAAUAUGGAUAUGUUUGGUCUUCAUCAAUUCGUUGCAGCACCAAUAAAAAAUCUUUUUCGAUUUCAACGCAUUAAAGAAAUUAAAACUUUGCAUGCAUUGGAAAUUUUAAUUGGGCCUAUUUAAAUGAAAUGCAUUGCUAUUCUGCUUAUAAGUGGACAAAGAAGUAAUUUCAUCAAGUAAUGUUAUCUAUAGAAGAUCCAAUUUAUAUGGAUACUGAACUAUUAAAUCUUUACAAUGUUUUGGAAUAUAUGGAACGUGUAUUAUCAUCAAAUGUAGGUUGACAACUAAUGCGAUAAUGUGAUUUGCACAACUUCAUCAAUUAGCUGAACAUUAUAAGAUUCAGAAGUUCUGAGAAUCAUGAAGAAUUUUCUAAAAAGACCUUGAAAGAUAAUUUAACCUCUGAAUAAAUACUUAUUUACGGAUAUUCUAUUGCUUCAAGCCAAUGAAGAAAUCUAAGAAUAAAAUGGAUGAAUCCUCCAGCAUGUAGUAACGAAGCAUAUAUACCUACUUCUGUAGAACACAUGGCAAAUGUAGCUACUCAUGGGAUUUGGGUUGUACCAUCAGUUAUAGGUAGCUUGGAAUUGGUUCGCCGCUCUAUGACAUGGACCCAAUUGGUAUCAGCUUAUGUAUAUGGCACAUCCUUGAUUCUUAUUUUUACGGUCUCAACAUUUUUCCAUAGUGUACAUUACUGCAAUAAUAAUAGACACCUUAAAGAAACACUUCAUCGUUGUGAUCGUGCCAUGAUUUACAUUUUUAUUGCUGCUAGUUAUUUUCCUUGGUUAAAUGUAGAUCACUUUCCAAAUGAUGAAUUAUUAUUUACAAUGCGUUAUGUUGUUUGGAUUAUGGCAAUAUUGGGUAUACUGUAUCAACAAAUCUUCCAUGAACAAUAUAAAAUGUUAGAAACAAUUUUUUAUUUAAUUAUAGGAAUUGGUCCUAGUUAUGCAAUUAUUAAUGCAUAUCAUCAAUAUAACAUUACUGAAUUAAAAUUGGGAGGACUGUUUUAUAUUUUUGGCAUUGCGUUUUUUAAAUCUGAUGGAAGAAUACCAUGUGCACAUGCAAUUUGGCACCUUUUUGUUGCUGUAGCAGCUGGUUUUCAUUAUUAUGCCAUACUAAAUCAUGUCUUUCCUGCAGUCUGUCUGUCAGAUAAUUUUAUGACAGCAGAUGUAUCAUCAUUACCAAAACUGUUGAAAUCUCAUACUGAAGAGUUAUAAAAUCGAAUUUUUUAUUACAUUAAUUUUGUAUCGCAUCAAAAUUUUACAAAUGAGAAUUUUUAAUAUAAAAUUGAUAAAGUAAGUAUUAUUUCUUUUUAAUCUUCAAAUAUUAAUUUACAAUUAUGAGACUAAAACUAUUAAAAGAGAGAUAUCUCUAUUAUUUAAAUUUUUUGAGAAAUAGAGAUUAUCUAAUAUAGUGAAUGUACUAAUUUUAAAAAGUAAAUAUAUUAACCCUGUGGAGGUCGCGGUCGUAAAAAUUCCUUCAGAGGUCGCGGUGUAUUUGAUAGAUACAGUAACUUAAAAUCUAUACAGUGCUUAUUUUUGCGAAAAGGCUGUAUAUGAUAAAUAUAUGAAAAGUCUUUAAUUGUACUAAAAUUAAUAUAAAGUAUAAUAUAUAGAUAUAUUUACAGUAUAUAUAAACUAUAUUUAAAUAUAAAGAAUGAGCAAUUAUAAAUUUAGAAAUAUUUAGAAUUAAAUCUUACCUGUAUCUGUCAGAUCAACCACGAUCUUCGGAGGGUUAAGUACCUGAAAUAUACAUGUAAAAAUUAUAUUCUUGAAUUGUGGAUGUUUGUCAAAAUAUAACUAAAGCGGUAAAGAAAAUAUUCAGCUAUCAUAAAAUUGUUAUUUGUAAAAUAUGAAUUUCUACGUAUUUGUAUUAAAAAAGUAACUUUACACGCUUUAAUAAUAGUUUUAAAUUUAGAUAUAAUGAAAUGGAGUAUUACAUAAUAAAACUACGUUCAUCCGAACAUAUUGGGAAAUAGUAAUAACAUAAUUUAGAUAUUUGUUUUAUUGAUAUGAUAGAAAUUUAGUGAUUCUCUAUUGCACUUAUUCAAAUAACUGAAUUUCAACUCAUUCCUUUGUCUCUUUUUUUUUUUGUUCAUAUCUUUUUACGUUUUGGGAUUUUGUGCGUUUCAAUCUGUUUAAGUUAUUAGAACAUGGUGAUGAUAUUUAUUAUAUUUACAUCAUUCCAUAUUCAUAUUCAUACACUUAUUAUAGCAUUAUUAGGAGUUAGGUUAUCUUCUGUACGAAAAAACUUGUCAAACAAGUGUUGAAUUGAUGUCGAUGAGAACACAAUUUGAUAUUUUUAUUUUCUUGCAGAUGGACACAUAGAAGACAUAUGUAUGAAGGUUAACUACGCUUUUUUACAUCUGUUUUUUUCUUUAAUAAGUAUAUUUUACUUAGCUUCACUGGAUUGUAUUCCCAAUAUGGUUGAUUUGUCAAUAUUAUAUUCUGAUGACAAAGUUGAUUCGCCCAUUUUCAAUCGUUUGAGGAUAUUACAUUUUUUACUAAGAUUUAGUAUUAUUCUUUUUCUUUCCAAGAUAUAUUGCCAAGAUAUAGAUACAUUAAAUUUUUUUUCAAUAAUUUGAGCCAAUUUUGAGUUUCAUUGUUAUAUAGUAUCGUCUCAGUAAUGUGUUCAUAUUCCUUCACUGGGACAUAUGAAAUAUGUUCUGAAUACGAUAAAUAGUUAGAUAAUAAAUAAUAGAAGAUCAGCUACAAGUUCAAAUAUCUGAAACUGAGUAUUAACUUGUAUCUGUAAACAAAGUGUGAUAAAUGAAGAUAAACAAAGCUCUACUUUAUAUAUGUACUUUCUAUAUAAUAAUUUGAUUUUAUAUAAAAAGUAUGAUAGCAAGCCCAAGUUUGUAUAAUAAAUCAACAUGUUAGUUAAAUUAGAGACUGACAAAAAUUGUUCAGAUAAAUGGAAUCCUAUUGUAAUAGUAAAUGAUGCCUAACA